Molecule: messenger RNA, 1945 nt
Organism: Hevea brasiliensis (rubber tree)
Lineage: Eukaryota; Viridiplantae; Streptophyta; Magnoliopsida; Malpighiales; Euphorbiaceae
Exons: 2
Coding region: 701-1582 (293 amino acids)
Source: RefSeq, a predicted model, not a curated record
UGUGAGUAUCCCUCGAAGAAUGUGACCUGUCAAACCAUAAAAGUGAGAAAAUUUGCCGACCCUUUUGCCUCCUCAAUCCAUUGGUAUGUGUUUUUAUUAGCUAGAAGCUCCUUGUUUUUGUGUGCAGUUUGGCAAACUCACAGUGGUUUUAAUUGCUGUUAAUGUCCUUUAAUCUUUACUAAUGCAUGUGAUAGCUUUGUGGGUUUUGGCUAAAAUGAUAGAUAAUAUGCCAAAAUAAUGUAAUCAUCCACAAGUAUGUGGCUUAGUAUCAUGUGGGCUUAUCGUAGAAAAAAGCUUUUAUGAUCAUGCUUCAUGAUUUCAGAAUGUGAUUUUCAGAGAGAGAGCUUUUUUGGAUAGGUAUUAGCAGGUGGGCAUGUAUGUGCUUAUGUUUCUGAGCUUUGUAUUUGGCAGAUAAAGUUGGAAAUGUUUAUGUUUGCAAAGCAUUUGCUAAAAAGAAGCAGUGAGUUUGUUGUUUCUUUGGGUUGCAGUCAAAGUUUAUGAUCUGGGUUCUUGGGUUUAGCAAGAUUGGGACUAGUCAGCAUCUCACAGUAAGCUUGUCCCUCUCUUUAUUGGCUUCUCUUAUUGCAGUUUCUGAGAUUGAUUUUCCAAGUUAUUUAUGGUAACUGCAUUGGUUUGUAGCUAGUUUUGACAGAUAGCUUUGUGCAUAUUAAGCAGCAUUGAUUUGAUUAGGUAACAAAAGAUGAAAUCUUUGAGUAGUGUAGGACUUGGUUUGAGUGUAGUUUUUGGUUGCCUGCUAUUGGCUCUUGUUGCUGAGCUUUACUACUUGCUAUGGUGGAAGAGAAGAUUUACCAAUAGAGAGAUUGGAGAUGAGUAUAGUAACCCAGCAAGAGAGCUUUUUUACAUGUUUUGUUUGAAAAAGCCAUCUUCUUUAAGGCACUCUCAAGAACUAUGCUCUUCAGUAAGAAUCACAGAUACUCUUGUCCACCAUGAGCAAGAUUCUCGGCUUCAUAAUACAAGCAAAGAUUUAUUGCUCAAGCCCUUAGGUGAUGAUCCCAUGGAGACACAGCUUAUGAGGCUAAAUAGUCUCUCAGGUCCACCAAGAUUUCUCUUCACAAUUAUUGAAGAAACAAAGGAGGAUUUAGAGUCUGAAGAUGGCAAGUCUAGAGGUGACAACAAGAGUGCAAAAGGUUCAAGAAGUAGAAGCUUGAGUGAUUUGCUUCUCAAUAUAGAAACUCCAUAUCUAACCCCUCUUGCUUCCCCACCAUUUUUCACACCUCCUCUUACUCCUAUGGACCAUCUCUUUGAAUCAGCAGCAGAUGCAGAAUUUAACAAGAUAAGGUCAUCACCACCUCCAAAAUUCAAGUUCUUGCAGGAUGCAGAGGAGAAACUAUACAGAAGAAAACUGAGGGAAGAAGUGGAGGAAAAGGUCCAGAAGAAUGAUGGGUUUGCUCAAGCUCAUGCGAAAAAGGUUGCUACCUCAAAAUUUCUGAAAGAUGAGGAAGAUGGAUCCUUUAUCACCAUCAAUGUUGAUAAGAACCGAGAAAUAGAACUUAAUCAUCAAAAUCACCACCUUCCACAGUACCAUUCAUCCACUUCACAGAAAAUGAUUCUGACCUUCUAAUCAACAAUUCUCAUGGCCUAGUUGGAAGAGGGUUUUGACAAUCUUUAGCUGAAGAAGAAAAAGAAGAGGGAAGGUACAAUCCAAGAAAGCGACAAAAUUGGAAAAGAAAGGGGUAGUCACCUGUGAUGGUGAGAUGCCUGUUUGGGCUUUUUCGUAAACAACAAAGAGAUGCAAUUGCCCGUGAAAAUGUCUCGUGGGGGUAGAGGCCGAAAGGUGCCCCCCAGCUUGGAGAAUCAUUACAGUCAUGACCUUUUCUCUGUUCUUUAUGUAUUUAAUGCAGAGAUGUACAUGCUUGAAUCAUUAGGCUUUAGAUUAAUAUACUCAAAACUGUAUUUAAGCAAAGGAAUCAAGCCUUGUUUAACA